Actinia tenebrosa (Australian red waratah sea anemone) is the source of this 779-nucleotide messenger RNA. RefSeq names its product translation machinery-associated protein 16. Gene Ontology annotation, cellular component: nucleus. NCBI's taxonomy places the organism in Eukaryota, Metazoa, Cnidaria, Anthozoa, Actiniaria, Actiniidae. The record is from RefSeq and is a predicted model, not a curated record.
GUUUACCACGUGAUAGUCUUCAAGUCAAAAUAUUUCCAAUAACAAGAUAAAAAAGGCAGUGUUUUUAAAGAAUUUUUACCAAAAUGCCCAAGGCAUUUAAAGUCAGGAGCCAUACCAAAAAGGCCAUUCAUCCACAGUCUAGAAAAGCUUCUCAGUUAGCAAGAGCAGCUCACAGAAAAGAGAAGAUACAGAGAAAAAAAGAAGAAAGAAGUCAACUUCUAGAAGCAAGAGUGGGUGAAAAGUGCCGGUGGUUUUUUGAGCACAUUGACGAAAGAAAGCAGAGAUAUGCAGCAGAAGAAGUAAGAGAACUGAUUGAAGAAUACCUUCAACGCUUUGAUGCAGAGCUGCAAAAGAUAGAGCAACUAAACAAUGCAGUAAAAGGCAGACAGGGGAGAAUAUAUGCCACCAAGGAAGACAACAUGAAGACAAUCAUUUCCAUUGAAAGUGAGCUUUUUAAUACAGGAGGCCUUGAGGUACCAGACCUUACAUCUGCUAAAAACUUUGAACUGUUCAAGGAAUGGAACUGUGAUAUGAAAUGUUUCUCACCAAUAUGUAUGAAGGCUUUUACAAAAUCAUGUCCGACUGAAUCCAGAUCUCAAGUACUAGAAACAAGAGAAUCGAUUGAUGAAGAGACAGAAGACAGAGACAAGAAGCUAGAAAAGGAAGAUAUGAAUUGUUCUUCCUAAAUUAGCAACAAUCCUUGUUGUAAAAUUUGUCUUCAAUAUUAGAAUGUUUUUAUUGGAAUUGUAUUCUAAAAGAAGUAAAUUAUGCUAAAGUCA